UAUGCCCAGGCAGGCGUGAUCAAAUGCGCAUCCAAUAGUAACGGCACGGUUGGAGUAGUUGGAGUAACCUUCUCGGAUCGGAGGUCACACUCUCAAGCUACUCGGCGAAUUUACACAGCCAUUCGACCUGUCUAUCAACUCCCCACUCCCCCAAUAGUUAUUAAACGCACUUCACGCGCGGCGUCAUGCCCUAAUGCUUGUUAUCGAAGUCGACCCCGCCUCUCGAAGCUCCGCGGUGACGUCUUCAGACUCGGGGACACUUCGGCAGGAGUGGUGUAUGCCGAAUCACCAAUUACAACGCCUUCGCUCCAACGGGUGGAGGUAGGAUAUCGGCGCGAAAGGGGAAUGGCGGAAAGUACAGAAAGUGUGGGGUCAUGAUACGCUACUGCAUUGCCUCCAACGACGAGCUUCAUAGAGGUCGCAUGCUCGUGAGAGUGUUGGAUGAGAUAGUUGCGUUGAAAAUACUUCGAUCCAAUGUCUAAUAUUGAGAAACUACGAGUGCUAUUGAUUGCGAAUCGUGGGGAGAUUGCGGUGCGCAUAAUCAGGACUGCAAGGAAACUCGGUAUCAAGAGCAUCGCCAUCUAUUCAGAAGCUGAUGCUGCAUCGCAACACGUGCGUGAUGCCGAUGAAGCCAUCCUCUUGCCUGGUAGCAAUGCGACUGCGUAUACGGACGAAGAAGCUGUUCUGCGGAUAGCUAAGGAAAAGGGGGUAGAUGCUAUCAUUCCAGGUUACGGGUUCCUUUCGGAGAAUGCGCCCUUUGCGAGACGAGUGGGUGAUGCAGGUAUCGUAUUCGCAGGGCCGUCUCCAGAGGCUAUCGAGGCUUUUGGCGUCAAGCACACCGCCCGAGACCUUGCGGAAAAGGCCAAUGUUCCCAUCGUACCUGGAACUAAAGGCCUGGUAGAGAACGAGGAAGCCGCCGUAAAGGAAAGCGAGCGCAUCGGUUUUCCCGUCAUGUUGAAGGCGACUGGUGGUGGUGGCGGUAUGGGACUCAUCACCUGUAACAAGGUUGAAGAGGUGCGCGAGGGGUUUCGGAUGGUGCAAUCAAGAGGAAAGACCCUUUUCAAAAAUCCCGGAGUGUUCAUCGAAGCCUUCUACCCUGCUAGCCAUCAUAUUGAGGUCCAAGUAUUCGGCAAUGGCCAAGGUAAAGCAAUUCACUUUGGCGAACGCGAAUGCUCCAUUCAAAGACGACAUCAGAAAGUCAUCGAAGAGUGUCCAAGUCCGUUUGUGGAACGGCAGCCAGAGCUGCGAAAGAAGUUGGGGGACGCCGCAGUACGCCUAGCUGAAUCGAUCAAAUAUGGUUCUGCAGGCACCAUCGAAUAUCUCGUAGACGAUAAAUCCGGCGAUUUCUUCUUUCUAGAGAUGAACACGCGACUCCAAGUCGAGCACGGCAUUACAGAACUCUGCUACAAUGUGGAUCUGGUAGAGCUUAUGCUAAAGCAAGCAGAUGCACAGUUGGCGGGCAAGCAUGGGCUCGAUGACGAGACCUUGAAGCAUAUGCAGCCAUCAGGUCCAACAGGUUCGGCUAUCGAAGCUCGAGUCUACGCUGAGAACCCGCUAAGGGACUACGCACCAUCUCCCGGACUGCUGCAGAAAGUGGCAUGGAAGGAUGUUCCUGGAACUCGCAUUGAUACCUGGGUUUUCACAGGAGUUCGUAUCACUCCCAAUUACGAUCCUUUGAUAGCGAAAGCAAUGGUUCACUCCCAAUCCAGAGACGGGGCUAUCGCGUCGAUGAGGGAGCUUCUUACACAAUCUACUAUAAGCGGUCCACCUACAAACCUCGAAUUUCUCGCCAGCAUACUGGACGAUUCGCAUUUCAAAGAGGGCAACACUAUGACCAGCUUUCUGGAAAGCUUCAACUAUACGCCUCAUGCUAUCGAUGUCAUCUCAGCUGGCGCAUAUACCUUGAUCCAGGAUCUUCCUGGGAGGCCGACAGUCGGUAAAGGUGUGCCUCACUCUGGGCCAAUGGACCCAAUAUCGUUUCAGAUUGCGAACAUGCUUGUUGGGAAUCCACGAUCGAAGGAAUCUCUAGAAAUCACGUUAAGUGGACCAGAACUGAAGUUUGUUGGUCCUGCUAUCGUAGCUUUGUGCGGCGCUCCCAUAGAGGCAACACUUGACGACAAGGAGUUUCCCUUGUGGGAGAGCGUGAAAAUUGAGGCUGGUCAAAAGCUCAAAAUCGGAAAAACAACAGGUGGAGGUUGCCGCUCCUACCUAGCCAUCUACGGAGGCUUUCCGUCAGUUGCAGAGUACUUUGGCUCAAAGUCAACGUCGCCGCUUGUGGCGAUUGGAGGCUACCAAGGCCGUGCACUUGCCCCCGGUGAUUUACUACAGAUAAUGAACAAGCUUCCAGAAGACUUCACAAGUACUUCGCUUCCGGAAGAGCUGCGACCGGUCUAUAAGACAAACUGGGAGAUUACGGCUAUGGUCGGACCCCAUGACGAAGGCUACUUCGACCCGAAGUUUAUCGAGGAGAUAUACAACACUGAGUGGAAGGUAUCUCACAAUGCAUCGCGGAGUGGAAUUAGACUGGUCGGGCCGGUACCGAAGUGGGCCCGUAAGGAUGGCGGCGAAGGUGGCGCACACCCCAGCAAUCUAGUAGAAUACGGAUAUCCAUUGGGUACCUUGAACUGGACAGGGGAUGACCCAUGUAUCUUUCCAGUAGACUGCCCAAACUUUGGCGGUUUUACCAGCAGCACGACGGUCGUCAAGGCAGACUGGUGGAAAUUAGGACAGCUCAAAGCAGGCAACACCGUGAAAUAUAUCCGAGUCGGACUGGAGGAUGCACUGAAGAAGAGAAAGAGAAACGAUAAUUUCCUCGACUCGAUUGAGCAAGCCAUCAAGAGCGAAGACGGAUUCGACAGCAUCGAGAAAUUACAAGGCGCACAUUGCAAUUUUCACGAGGGCGAUAUGGGAAAGGCAGUUGUGUGGGAGAGGGAGGGUAACGCGAGUACUCCACAGGUUCGGUAUCGUCAGGGAGGUGAUGACCAUAUUCUGGUCGAAUAUGGUAAUGAGGAGUUCAAUCUCAAUCACCGCUGCCGUGUCACUGCCUUGGAGAACGCAUUGCAUUCAGAAUCAACUCCAGACAUCAUCAAAGUCAACCUUUACAACACCGUUGGAUGCUGUACCACGCUGCUCCUUCACUACAACGGCUCUAAACUCCCUCGUUCGGUCCUCGUCGCACAUCUCCAGUCUAUCGAGUCAAAUCUCGGUGAUUUGAGGAACACAAAAGUCCCUACGCGCGUAUUCAAGCUACCCCUCUCAUUCGAAUCGAAACUCCAAGACGAAGCAACUCAACGCUACAUGACGAACCAGCGACCACAUGCCCCCUACCUGCCCGACAACCUGAGUUUUGUAGCAAAGAAUAACGCAUUUACACCACAACAACUCAAAGAAAUAUAUCUUACUGGCCAGUUCAUGGCAGUUGUUGUGGGCUUCUUCUGUGGCAACACCGUCUCACUUCCUGUAGACCCACGUCAGCGCAUUUCGGCCCCUAAGAUGAAUCCGAGUCGCGUUUUCACACCAGAGGGUACUCUAGGUUGGGCAGGUAGUUGCAUGUCCAUUUACCCUGUUGAUUCUCCAGGCGGAUAUCAAAUGAUCGGUCGAACAGUCCCCUGUUGGGAUUAUUACUCCUACAAACCUGGUUUCGGUAAUAAGCCAUGGAUUUUCCGUGACUUCGACAUCCUUACUUUUUACCAGGUCAGCGAACAGGAACUCGAUGAUAUUUUUGCCAAAUUCCGUGCGGGUAAAUAUGAAUGGGAGUUUGAUGAGAUGGAGUUUGACAUGGCACAGCACAAUCAGCUUCUAGAGACGACGAACGACGAAGUGGGGGAGAUCAGAAAGAAGCAAGCUGUUGCGCAAGACGAAAUGACGAAAGCCGAGAACGAGAGCUUGGAACGUUGGAGGAAAGAGAAAGCUGAGAGUCAAGUUGAUGAAGGAACAGUGGAAAAGCUGCUGGACGAUCCUGCGAUUGUGGGGGUCGAAGCGCCAGUCGAUGCGAAUGUAUGGAAGGUAGAGGUCAGUGAGGGGGACGAGGUUGGUGACGAGAAUGUGAUCGUUAUCCUUGAGGCGAUGAAGCUAGAGAUUGCGGUCAAGACGCCAGAUUCGGUGACGAAGGCUGGAAAACUAAAGGUCGAGAAGAUUUUGGUGAAGCCGGGUGAUACCGUGACAGCCGGAGGCCACCUGGCAUUGCUGCGCAAGAGCUAGCUGGGGAACAGGUCUUAAUCAAUCACCAUCUGCACAUGUCUGAUUUACUGUGUGAUGAUGUUGCGUACACUAUGUUCAUGUGUAUACAAGCUGAGGUAUAGCCAAU
This is a messenger RNA of Alternaria alternata, 4306 nucleotides long. RefSeq lists its product as hypothetical. Gene Ontology annotation, molecular function: metal ion binding; ATP binding. The transcript is spliced from 5 exons. Bases 475 to 4200 code for a protein of 1241 amino acids. Lineage: Eukaryota; Fungi; Ascomycota; Dothideomycetes; Pleosporales; Pleosporaceae. The record is from RefSeq and is a predicted model, not a curated record.